Cryptococcus wingfieldii CBS 7118 is the source of this 945-nucleotide messenger RNA. RefSeq names its product translation initiation factor 2 subunit 2. The record is from RefSeq and is a predicted model, not a curated record. The transcript has 3 exons. Gene Ontology annotation, biological process: translational initiation; formation of translation preinitiation complex; formation of cytoplasmic translation initiation complex. The coding region runs from base 1 to 945 and encodes 314 amino acids. Lineage: Eukaryota; Fungi; Basidiomycota; Tremellomycetes; Tremellales; Cryptococcaceae. Gene Ontology annotation, cellular component: eukaryotic translation initiation factor 2 complex. Gene Ontology annotation, molecular function: translation initiation factor activity; translation initiation factor binding; mRNA binding.
AUGAAGAAGAAGAAGAAGAAGGUCGCCGUUGCCGAACCUGAAGAAUCGCCCGCCUCCCCCGCUCCCGCCGUCGAAUCUACUCCUGAGCCUACCCCUGCUGCGGCUCCUGCCGCUCCCGAGCCUGUUGCAGAGGCGCCUGUGGCGGAAUCGAGCGAGAAGCCGGCAGAGGAUGGUGGUGAUCUGUUUGCAGACUUGAAGAAGAAGAAGAAGAAGAAGAAGGAUAUCCCCCUCGACCUUGAGGACGCACCCGCGCCUACCGCUGACGGCCUCGACAUCCCCAUGAAGAAGAAAAAGUCCAAAAAGACCACCGACUUUUCCAAAGAGCUCGAAGAGCUCGAAACCGAGCAGAACGAAGCCGCCGCCGACGACGGCGACCUCGGCGACGACCCCUUCUCCACCAAAGCCCCCGGCGCCGACCCCUCCGCCAGCGAGCUGCUCGAAGCCGGCAAAGAACCCUGGGUCCUCGAGGCCCGCGAGCCGACGUAUGCCGAGCUGCUGAAACGGUUCUUCUCCCUCCUCCACGCGCACAACCCCGAGCUCGCGGGGGAGAAGCGCAGAUACACGAUCGUGCCGCCGCAAGUGCAGAGGGAGGGCGCGAAAAAGACCAAUUUCGCGAAUGUGAUGGAUAUCUGUAGGAGGAUGAGGAGGCAGCCGGAGCAUGUGAUCAUGUUUUUGUAUUCGGAGCUGGGUACGACGGGGUCAGUGGAUGGGACGCAGAGGUUGGUGAUGAAGGGAAAGUUUACGCAAAAGCAAAUCGAGAAUGUCCUGAGAAAGUACAUUGUCGAAUACGUCACCUGCAAGAUCUGCAAAUCCCCCGACACCAUCCUCGGCAAAGAGAACCGUCUCUACUUUAUGACCUGCGAGUCGUGCGGGUCUAGACGCUCCGUCUCAGCCAUCAAGGCCGGUUUUCAGGCCCAGGUCGGGAAGCGUAUCAAGACUGGAUAG